GGAAUGGUACCAUCAAUGGGAAAGUGAAUAUAGGACACAUAAAGAAGAACAUGAGUUAAGAACGGGAGAAUUAGAUGAAUGUUUAAAUUGUGAAUUAUGUCAUCCGAUAGAAAAUGAACCAAUGGUAUUCAAGAAAUUUUGUGAUGCAUUAUUUAAGUUCGAAGAUACAAUAAUAAUAUAUAAUUAUGUAACGAUCAAGGGAGUAAUAGAUUUAUUAAGUAUGGAUAAUUCAGAAAGAGAAGAUACAAUACACAAGGGAAAAUGUAGAGACAUAAUGGAUAGAAUAACGGAAUCAAUAAGAUAUAGGAUACAACCAAAAAUGAAAGAAAAAGGAUUACGAACAAUUAUAUUAGUAAUUGUAAGAGAUUGUAUUGAAGGAGAUUUAGAGAAUGAAGUAUUUGAUAGAUUAAUUGGUAAUCCUGAAUUAAUAGAACACAAAUAUAUUUUGGAAGAUUGGGAUGUUGAAAGAAGGUUUGAAAAAUUUUGGCAAUGGUACAAGAUCACAUCGAAAGAAGUUGAACCAUUACGAGUAAAGAUGGGGGCAAUAAAGACAUUCAGGGAAUUACUUUAUGAAGAAGAAGGAAUAGCUACGAAUGAGGAGAAAGUAAAAGAAUUAAUGUCCAAUAUGGAAUAUGGGAAUAUAGACAUAGAAAAUGUUCACGAAUAUCACAGGAAUAUGGUACAAAAGAUAAUAAGAAUAUUUAUAGAUACUAGGGGCUUUACAAAAGAACCAGAAGAUUCAGAAAGUGAAGAUAGCUUAGAAAGUUAUGAAAUGAAAAAGAAUUUUAACGUGAGUUUAUAUCUUAGAUUUGAAAGAUUCAGGUACUGGUGGAAUGACAAAUAUGAAGGUAAACAAAUACAUACAUAUCAUGAAAAUGAUUCACCAGAAUGGUUCGAGAAGAUGUUAUCUGAGAGAGAGAAUUUGCAAGAAGAUACUGUAAGAAAACUGACAGAUAGCAUGACAUUUAAAGAUAGUGAAGAUAUAGACGCAGGAGAUCCUAUUAUAUUGGGAAUAGAUGAUGGAGUAAUAGAAUGGAUUGUAACAGAUUUAAAAGAAGCGAUGGAAAGAACACAAAAAUUCAAGUUAGUGGAGAUAGAGCAAGAAGAAGGUAAUGAAAUAUAUGAUUCCGAAGAGGAAAUAGAAAUAAUAGUGGAAGAUGAAACGUGGAAGUUAAGUGAAAUAAGGACAGGAUUAAGACAACUGAUAGUAAACCCAAAAGAAAAGCUCAUCAGAGAAAUAAUGAAAUUUGGAAUAAAAGAAAAGAUAGAAACGGGAGUACUGUUGACAUAUGAUUUUAUAAGAUAUUAUAUUUUUCAGGAGGGGAAAUUUGAUAAGUCUGAAGACAUAAAGGAUUGGAUAGAUUUGAGUACAAAAAUAUGUGGUAGAUGCAAUAAACAGAAAUUAGAUUAUGUGAUAUCGGAAGAUGACGGCAGAUGUGAAGAAUGUAAUCGGGAAAUACGGGAAGAUGAACAAGAUGAAUUAAUAGAACUAAAAAACAACUUAGAAAAAUUAGGAUACGAAAUGGAUUUAUCGGAAAUUCAAAGAAUAAAGAAUUUUGGAGUUAAUAAUCGAAUAAUGGUAACAGAAGAAUUCAUAGAAAGGUAUAUGGGAAUAAUAGAAUUAGAAGAUAGAGAGUUAAGAAAAGAGAUUCAUAAGUGGUUAAAUGAGAAUACAACUUGGUGCGAAAGAUGCGAAAUAAGAUGGAUGAAUGAUAUGUUUAGAUUAGAAGGAACUAUAUGCAAAGUUUGUGAGGAAGAAGAUAUUGAUGAAAUUGAUGAUCGGGUAAAAAGAUUGCAAAAGAUUUUUGAAGAUAUUGGAACAAUGAUAACUGAAGAAGAAUUGUUAAGAUUAACUAGUAUGGGAUAUACAGAUGGAGAAAUUUUAGAUAAAGAAUUUAUUGAAAUCUUUCAAGAAAAUAAGAAUGAGUCGGAAUAA
Messenger RNA from Rhizophagus irregularis DAOM 181602=DAOM 197198, 1936 nucleotides. Lineage: Eukaryota; Fungi; Glomeromycota; Glomeromycetes; Glomerales; Glomeraceae. The record is from RefSeq and is a predicted model, not a curated record.